Capsicum annuum is the source of this 3145-nucleotide messenger RNA. RefSeq names its product MDIS1-interacting receptor like kinase 2-like. The transcript has 3 exons. Lineage: Eukaryota; Viridiplantae; Streptophyta; Magnoliopsida; Solanales; Solanaceae. The record is from RefSeq and is a predicted model, not a curated record. Gene Ontology annotation, molecular function: ATP binding; protein kinase activity. Gene Ontology annotation, biological process: protein phosphorylation. Bases 637 to 1368 code for a protein of 243 amino acids.
UUUUUGCCAAUUAUUCCCUAGUAGCAUACCACCAAAGAUUGGAAACGUCCAAGGGCUUCAAGGACUUCUUCUUUCAUCAAAUCAUUUGGUUAAGCUUACAGUGCAAAACAAUAAUAUUUCUGGCAAUAUACCUGAGGAACUUAAGUCAUUGAGAAAUUUACAAACCCUUAAUCUAUCAAACAACAGAUUGAAUGGGUCAAUCCCGAUAUUUAUAGGAGAUUUUUUGCUGUUGUUCCAUUUGAACCUGAGUAAAACAAGUUUGGCCGGAAAAUUCCAAAAGAGGUAGGGAGGAUAACUCAUCUGAGUGUACUUGAUUAGAGCUAUAAUUUUCUUGAUAGAGAAAUAACUGUUCAUCUAGCCAGUUUGUUGGACUUGUCAAACUUGAAUCUUUCCCUCAAUGGCCUCUCUGGCCUUAUUCCUGAAGAAUUUGAAAGUUUGACUAGUUUGCAGGAUGUCGUAUUGUCACACAAUAAUUUGGAAGGGCCAAUCCCUAAUAAUAAAGCUUAUAUUAAUGCUUCAUUAGAAGGUAAUAAAGGUCUUUGCGGAAAUCUAAUAGGAUUUCAGCUAUUCGAAAAUCCAUCUUCCCACUCAGUAGCAAAGCGAUGUAAACUGAUCCUUAUCACGGUACUUCUUGUUAUGGGAGCACUAGUACUGCUUUGUGUUUUCAUUGGUGUUCUCUUUAUGUGUAAUAAAAGGAGAGUUAAAGAUGUUAAAAGACGGGAUGAUGAUGGUUGGCUUUCGAUAUCCAUGUUAUAUGGAAAGGCAUUGUACAAGGACAUCUUAAACGCCUCAGAAGAGUUUGAUGCAAAAUUUUGCAUCGGGCAAGGAGGGCAUGGAAAUGUUUACAAGAUAAACCUUCCAUCAUUAGGGAAUGUAGCUGUGAAUAUACUUCAUUCUUUAAUUGAGAAUACACAUCCCAAAAGCUACAUUAAUGAAGUAAAGGCAUUGACUAGGAUUAAGCACCGAAACAUUGUGAACCUCUAUGGCUAUCGAGACAUAUCAAGCAGUAAUGUUUUGCUUAAUUCUAUGUAUGAAGCUCGUGUUUCAGAUUUUGGCAUUGCUAAGCUUCUCACGCCAAACUCAUCCAACUGCACUGCACUUACAGGCACAUAUGGCUAUGUUGCACCUGAGCUUGCAUAUAAAAUGAAGGUUAUGCCAAUGUGUGAUGUCUAUAGCUUUGGAGUUUUAGCAUUAGAGAUAAUCAAAGGGAAGUAUCUCGGGGAAUAUAUUACCGUGCUAGCAAAUUCUUCGACUAUAGAUCAUGUGCAGUUUAGUGAUUUACUAGAUGAACGCCUUCCAUAUCCUGAAGAUGAAGUAAAAGAGGUUUUGGUUUUUAUCAUCAAGCUAGCAAGUUCUUGUUCGGUUUAAACUCAAAAAUCAAGGCCAACAAUGCAAUUCAUCUCUCAUAAAUUAUCAACUAUGGUUCCACAUCCACCAACUCAUGUAAGGCGAGCUUUUUAAUCCCUGAGAUGUACGGUGUCUUUGUAUGAAGGUGAAUAUAACCUUGUGCCCACGAUAAAAUUAUAUUCGGACUAGUAUUGUUGUAACGUCAGGGUGUUUAUAUUUAUUCUAUUAGAUUAUAUAUGUAGACUUGUCACUUGUUUAUUGUUGAGGUAUCACAUGUUCUGUUUCUAUAUGCUAUUAAUUGGCAACAUCAACUUCAAGAUACUCUAUAUAUAGACCAAUAUUGUGUUGUCUGGGGUAGUACAAUAAUUUGUAUGUUACUUUGUAUAAACUUCGACCAAGUUCAAGACCAAACUUGUCAAGAAUAACUUGAAGUUUCAACACCUUCAACACAAGAUCAAUAAUGACCUAUCAAAGAAGUAUGUUAUAGUUAAGAAAUAAGAUGAAAUAGAAAUUAAAGCCAAGUCCUUCGAAUUCAUGGAGUGUCCUUAAGGAAAUAAUUCCCCUCAAGUACUCGAGGUUGCAAAAUUUUCCUCCCAGGAUAAAAUGGCUUACAAUCCGAUAGUAAUGGUACCUAAAACUAUCGGAUUCCUCAAACUCAAUCAAUGGGAGAUAAUCUGAAUGAGUUUUUAGAAGAUAAGAAGUGUUUUUUAGCUGUCAAAAAUCAUUUCUAUACCUUAGGAAUAUGUCAGGUAUUUAUAGCCAUAAGGUGUUCCUUUGGAAAGGAAGCAUUGGUUCUUGAAGAAGGCAUCUUUUCUGUAAAGUCACAUCACCUACGCCCAGUCUAUGUUCGAACUAUACCUGACCAGCGGGCGCAGGUGAGAUUGUGUAGAUUCUAGUAGCUUGUACGCUACACCUACACUGCUCUUGCAUCUGUAGGUUGCCAGGUGCAUGCGCAAAUCACUCUUCUGCGCGAAAUAGUAUGCCUUUUACCUCAAAGAUUGCAUUCCUUCGAGGUGCAUUGUGCAUGCAUUUGUAUGGCAUCCGAAAUGCGCUCUCAUAUGGAAAAUAUAUUUCUAUCAGAUUCUUUGGAUUAAAUUUCACUUGUUUUUCAUGUCUCAAAUAAAAAUUGUCUAAAACAUUAAUUUCAUCAGUCAUUUUCCAAAUCCAAUUCCAAAUCCGAAUCCAAAGUCGAGCCGGACGAGCAACGAUGGUGUGAGGCACCUCUUUGUUCUUACCUCACUAUCAAAGUGGAGAUAUCUUUCUCAAUAUAAACACAUGAAAGUUUCUUUCUCCCACCAAUGAGGGAGAAUUUACUAGACUUUUCUCAUUUUGAGCAUACUUUUCUUUUUAGUGUGGACUCACUUUUUCUCUACUAUUUUCCUCCAUUUUCUAUUCACAUAUUCAACUUGAACCUAACAAUCCCCCACAUUAAUGGAAAAUGGCUAUCUUAUGAAGAAUUUACGGACAAAUGUGUGAUUAUCAAGCAAAGACUGAUUGUAUUUGGAUAAGUAGGUUUCCCUUUUAGCAUUUUGUAGUGAACAUGCAUUGGAUGCACUCGAUCAAUUGAUAGAUUUGAUAUCUUUGAACCUUCGAGCUUUAAUGUACACCUAGACAACACAUGUCACAGAAUCAACCUUUUAUCAUUUAUGGAUCUCACAAUUUUGUUCAUUUCAACCAUGAACACGUUCCGGUUUUAUGAAACGACUUUCACUUCUCCCUCACAUUGGUGAUUUCUAAAGGUUCAAUCCUAUAAAUUAAACUAUUUGAUUAAAUUUGCCAAAUUUAGAUAAUCAUUAAA